AUUCACCCUGGGAGGAGAGUGUGAGAAAGUGCUUUUUUUUUCUUCCCUUGAGGUGAAACUAAACUGUGGAGGGAGUGUUCGCUCCUUUUAUUUUUUUUUUUCAGAUCCACAAUAAGUUGAAGGAAAUCUCUCCUUCAGUACCUGCGCGGAGGGAUAAUAUCCGCGGCGCGUGAGAAGUCAUUCGGAAGAGCGCGCUCUCGGAGUCCCACGCGCCAGUGACGUCAGCGGCGCGCUACAAACGGAGAAGCGAGCCAGAGUUUCCCACGAGCGGACGCUCCAGAGAGAGGUCGGGAUUUAUUUAUUAAUUAACACGGAUAUUUAUCCUAACUCUCUUGCACUUUCUGGAGAUUUAACGAAGACUUCUGGGGAUCUAUGAGAGCUUCAGGAAGGAUUUUAAAGAAGUUGUAAGGCCGAGGCGGAGUUAUGAACCGUUUGUUGGUGAAAUUAACGCUACUGACGGCAGCAUCGCUCGCGACGGUGGCACAAGGGCAAAGAUGCUCAGAUUACUGUCAGAAUGGAGGAAUAUGUGAGCUCAAGCCGAGCGGAGAAGCAUCAUGCAGGUGUCCCGCAGACUUCGUCGGCCCCCAGUGUCAGUUCCCGAACCCCUGCAGCCCGUCUCAGUGUCGUAACGGAGGUGUGUGUCGCACACGGAUAAAGGGCAAUGACGUGGAGCCGGUCUGUGACUGCGUGUUGGGAUACAGCGGCCCGCUCUGUCUGACGCCCGUCAAUCACGCCUGCAUGGGCUCCAUUUGCCAAAACGGUGGGACAUGCUCUCUGCUCACGCUCCAGACCUUUACCUGCCGCUGCCCACCUGGAUGGUCAGGUAAAACAUGCCAACAGGCCGAUCCGUGUGCGUCGAACCCUUGCGCCAACGGCGGACAGUGUUCAGUGUUCGAGUCACACUACAUCUGCACCUGCCCUCCUAACUUCCACGGACAGACGUGUCGGCAGGACGUGAAUGAGUGCGCCCUCUUGCCCUCCCCCUGCCGGAAUGGAGGCACCUGUAUGAACGAGGUGGGAUCGUACCUGUGCCGCUGCCCACCUGAGUACGCCGGCACACACUGCGAGCGCCUCUACCAUCCGUGCCACCCCUCGCCCUGCAGGAACGGAGGCACCUGCUCACAGACCAGUGACACCACCUAUGCCUGCACUUGUCUGUCAGGGUUCACGGGUCAGACGUGUGAGCAUAAUGUUGACGACUGCUCCCAGCAUGCCUGUGAGAAUGGAGGCAGGUGUAUCGACGGCGUCAACACCUACAACUGCCACUGCGACAAACACUGGACCGGUCAGUACUGUACAGAGGACGUGGACGAGUGCGAGCUCUCUCCUAACGCUUGUCAGAACGGAGGGACGUGUCACAACACCAUCGGCGGCUUUCACUGCGUGUGUGUGAACGGCUGGACGGGCGACGACUGCAGCGAGAACAUCGACGACUGCGCCAGCGCUGCAUGCUCGCAGGGGGCCACCUGCCACGACAGAGUCGCAUCUUUCUUCUGCGAGUGUCCACACGGACGCACAGGUCUUCUGUGUCAUCUUGACGAUGCCUGCAUCAGUAAUCCAUGUCAGAAGGGCUCAAACUGCGACACGAACCCGGUGAGCGGAAAAGCCAUCUGCACCUGUCCUCCAGGAUACACAGGAUCUGCCUGCAACCAAGACAUCGAUGAGUGCUCGCUCGGAGCGAACCCAUGUGAGCAUGGCGGACGGUGUCUCAACACUAAAGGCUCAUUCCAGUGCAAGUGUCUUCAAGGUUAUGAAGGUCCACGCUGUGAAAUGGACGUCAACGAGUGCAAGUCGAACCCCUGUCAGAACGACGCCACCUGCCUCGACCAGAUCGGUGGAUUCCACUGCAUCUGCAUGCCAGGUUACGAGGGUGUGUUUUGUCAAAUAAACACAGAUAACUGUGCAUCACAACCUUGCCUCAACAAUGGAAAAUGCAUGGACAAGAUCAACUCAUUCCACUGUGAAUGUCCUAAAGGGUUCUCUGGGAGUCUGUGUCAGGUGGAUGUGGACGAGUGUGCCAGCACACCGUGUAAAAAUGGUGCUAAAUGCACAGACGGACCUAACAAAUACACCUGCGAAUGCACUCCAGGGUUUGCUGGCGUUCACUGUGAGCUGGACAUCAAUGAGUGCAUUUCGAGCCCUUGUCAUUACGGUGUGUGUCGGGACGGUGUGGCCGCUUUCACCUGUGAUUGUCGCCCCGGAUACACGGGCCGCCUGUGCGAGACCAACAUAAACGAGUGCUUGAGCCAACCCUGCCGAAAUGGAGGCACCUGCCAGGACAGAGAGAACGCCUACACCUGUACCUGUCCUAAAGGAACCACAGGAAUGAACUGUGAGAUAAACAUUGACGACUGCAAGAGUAAACCGUGCGACUACGGAAAGUGCAUCGACAAGAUCAACAGCUACGAGUGUGUGUGUGAACCCGGAUACACAGGCUCAAUGUGUAACAUCAACAUUGACGACUGCGCGUUAAACCCGUGUCACAACGGCGGCACCUGCAUCGACGGCAUCAACAGCUUCACCUGCCUCUGUCCCGAGGGUUUCCGUGACGCCACCUGCCUCUCCAAACACAACGAGUGCUCCAGCAACCCCUGUAUCCACGGCAACUGCCUGGACCAGAUCAGCAGCUACAGAUGCAUGUGUGAGGCCGGCUGGACGGGACGCAACUGCGACAUCAACAUCAACGAGUGUCUGUCCAACCCGUGUGUGAACGGAGGCACCUGUAAGGACAUGACCAGCGGCUACGUGUGCACCUGCAGAGCCGGCUUCAGCGGUCCCAACUGCCAGACAAAUAUUAACGAGUGUGCGUCCAACCCCUGCCUAAACCAGGGCUCCUGCAUCGACGACGUGGCCGGAUUCAAGUGCAACUGCAUGCUGCCUUACACAGGCGAGGUCUGUGAGAGUGUUUUGGCUCCCUGUGCUCCACGUCAUUGUAAGAACGGAGGUGUCUGUCGUGAGUCUGAGGAUUUUCAGAGCUUCUCUUGUGCUUGUCCUGCUGGAUGGCAAGGCCAGACGUGUGAGGUGGAUAUUAACGAGUGUGUGAGGAAUCCUUGCACUAACGGAGGAGUGUGUGAGAACCUGCGUGGAGGAUAUAAGUGCCACUGCAACCCCGGAUUCAGCGGAGAUCUGUGCCAGAAUGACAUCGACGACUGCGAGCCAAAUCCGUGCAGUAACGGCGGUGUGUGUCAGGACCGUGUGAACGGCUUUGUGUGUGUGUGUUUGGCUGGUUUCCGUGAGCGCUGUGCAGAGGACAUCGACGAGUGUGUGAGCGCCCCCUGCCGAAAUGGAGGGAACUGCACCGACUGCGUCAACAGCUACACCUGCAGCUGCUCGGUAGGAUUCAGCGGCAUCAACUGUGAGAUCAACACACCCGACUGCACUGAGAGCUCUUGUUUUAAUGGCGGUACAUGUGUGGAUGGCAUAAACUCUUUCUCAUGCUUGUGUUUGCCGGGAUUCACCGGGAAUUACUGCCAGCAUGACGUUAACGAGUGCGACUCGCGGCCGUGUCAAAACGGAGGCACCUGUCAGGAUGGAUACGGCACUUACAAAUGCACCUGCCCUCACGGAUACACCGGACUCAACUGCCAGAGUCUGGUGCGCUGGUGUGACUCUUCCCCCUGUAAGAACGGUGGCUCAUGUUGGCAGCAGGGGGCGUCUUUCACCUGCCAGUGUGCCAGCGGCUGGACGGGCAUCUACUGUGACGUCCCCAGUGUCAGCUGUGAGGUCGCUGCCAAGCAGCAAGGAGUGUCUGUGGCCGUUCUGUGCCGUAACGCGGGUCAGUGUGUUGAUGUGGGUAACACACACCUGUGCAGAUGCCAGGCCGGAUACAAGGGCAGCUACUGUCAGGAGCAGGUGGACGAGUGCAUGCCGAACCCCUGCCAGAACGGAGCCACCUGCACCGAUUACCUGGGAGGAUACAGCUGUGAGUGCGUUCCUGGAUAUCACGGAGUCAACUGUAGUAAGGAGAUAAACGAGUGUCUGUCUCAACCCUGUCAGAACGGAGGAACCUGCAUCGACCUCAAACACGUACAAUGCUCCUGUCCGCGGGGAACGCAAGGGGUUCACUGUGAGAUUGACGUCGAUGACUGUUCCCCGGCCGUGGAUCCGUUAACCGGCGAGCCACGCUGUUUUAACGGCGGCCGCUGUGUUGACCGCGUUGGAGGUUACGGCUGUGUGUGUCCGGCUGGGUUUGUGGGCGAGCGAUGCGAGGGCGAUGUCAAUGAGUGCCUGUCUGACCCCUGUGACCCCAACGGAUCCUACAACUGCGUUCAGCUCAUCAACGACUUCCGCUGCGAAUGCCGCACAGGAUACACCGGUACAAAUUUGAAUGAGCACAAAUGAUCACAUUUGCAUUGAAAAU
This is a messenger RNA of Cyprinus carpio (common carp), 4360 nucleotides long. RefSeq names its product neurogenic locus notch homolog protein 1-like. Gene Ontology annotation, molecular function: Notch binding; calcium ion binding. NCBI's taxonomy places the organism in Eukaryota, Metazoa, Chordata, Actinopteri, Cypriniformes, Cyprinidae. The record is from RefSeq and is a predicted model, not a curated record. Gene Ontology annotation, biological process: Notch signaling pathway.